Mesorhabditis spiculigera is the source of this 663-nucleotide messenger RNA. The record is from the annotation of a GenBank genome assembly. NCBI's taxonomy places the organism in Eukaryota, Metazoa, Nematoda, Chromadorea, Rhabditida, Rhabditidae.
UUAGCCACCGACAAAGAAGUACGGGCAAAGAUUUCAUUCGUCGUUAUCCCGCAAGCGAACCCUGAUGGCUACGACUUCAGCUUUACCAUAGAGCACGAAUGGCGCAAGAACAGAGCCAAACAGCCGUCCGGCACCUGCCUCGGAGUCGACCUGAACCGGAACUACCCCUUCCAUUGGGGAGAGGCCGAAAAGGGUGAAGCCGAUCUUCCCUGCCAUGAGGUGUUCAUGGAUGUCAAGCCGGGCACCCAACCGGAAGUCAAGGCGGUGAUGGGCGUUUUGCAAACGCCGAACGUUAAGGGAUACCUGUCGCUGCACAGCUUCGGCCAACUUAUCCUACGUCCCUACGGUUACGCGAAAGGCAAAACGGUGAAAAAUGAAGCGGCGUUGAAAGCCCUCGGCGAUGCUAUGAGAGACGCCAUCAAAAAACGUAGUGGUGCUAAUUACACUUCGAUGUUGUCUUCUCAAUUGUACCCGGCGGCCGGCGCUUCUGAUGAUUAUGCGGCGUCCCUCGGAAUCCCCUGGGUAUACACGAUGGAGUUGAGCCCUUCAGAAGACGAUAAUGAUGUUUGGGGUAACGGUUUCCAACUGCCCGAGACGAAAAUCGUCUCCACCGCCCAGGACGUAUGGACCGCGAUCAAGUUGAUGUCCGCAAAAAUCGUGGAA